Molecule: messenger RNA, 2786 nt
Organism: Python bivittatus (Burmese python)
Lineage: Eukaryota; Metazoa; Chordata; Lepidosauria; Squamata; Pythonidae
Gene: GCNT2
Product: glucosaminyl (N-acetyl) transferase 2 (I blood group)
Biological process (GO): transforming growth factor beta receptor signaling pathway
Cellular component (GO): membrane
Molecular function (GO): acetylglucosaminyltransferase activity
Source: RefSeq, a predicted model, not a curated record
GCCCCUUUGGAUAUGCAGAUGAGUCCCUUUCCCAGGGCGGGGCUGAGCCGCCGAACUUCGGGGGAGGCUGAGGAGGCCGGGAGACGUCCGGCUAGGGAGCCGCGUGGAGCCGCGGAUGCGGCACCUCCUAGUGAUAGGUAACGCGGUAUCCCGGGCCACGUGGGCUGGGCACGACUCGGGUGAUUUCUUGGCAAUCGGCCGAGUAAAAAGGCAUCGCUCGGAGCUCUUCCCGCGCGGGCUCAGCAGAAAAUCUGGCGCGACUGAACGGGCGGCGGUGGGCUGGAUGCACGCAUCGCUUGGGAGGCUGCGGAGGGAGUCGCCGCCGCCCCUGGCUUUAGCUCCGUCUCCUACUCCGCCGGCCCGCUGGUCCCCGAGAGACAAUGCGGUCUGGAAAGCCUCCGAAAAUCUGCGCGGUCUUCCUGCUGAGCGGUCUCUCGGCGCUGCUGCUCCUGCUCCUCGGCCAGCCUCCCCACGCCUCAAAAGAGCCGCCCCCGCAGCCCCGGGAGGGCGAUUUCGUCCGCCAUGCUUGCGAUGCGCUGGCUCUGAGGAAGAAAGCCUUCGUGUGGGGAAACCGUCUCCGGACGUCCUUCGACAGAGGCGCCUCCUGCCAAGAUUACGUGAGGGAGAGCCACUAUCUGACAAGACCCCUCUCUGCCGAAGAGACGACCUUUCCCCUGGCCUAUGUCCUCACCCUCCACAAAGAACUGGAAACCUUCGAGAGGAUCUUCAGGGCUUUUUACUCCCCCCACAAUAUAUACUGCAUCCACGUGGAUGAGAAGGUGCCCACCAAGUACAAGCAGGAUGUGGAGAAACUGUUGGAGUGCUUCCCUAAUGCCUUCCUGGUCUCCAAAGCAGAGCCUGUCAUUUACGCAGGCAUCUCCAGGCUCCAGGCCGACUUGAACUGCAUGAAGGACCUGCUGCGAUCUGCAGUCCAGUGGAAGUAUGUCCUCAACAUGUGCGGGCAAGACUUCCCACUCAAAACUAACAAGGAAAUUGUCCAGCACCUGAAGAGGUUUAAGGGGAAGAACAUCACCCCAGGCAUCCUCCCCCCACCUCCAAUAACUGCAAGGACCAAAUUUGUUUACAAGGAACACAUAGGCAAGGAAGCUUCCUACAUGAAAAGGACUAAGACCCUAAAAUCGCCACCUCCUCACAACCUCACUAUCUACUUUGGGUCUGCCUAUGUUGCCCUCACUAGGCCUUUUGUGGAGUUCCUUUUCAAAGACCCAAGGGCCGUUGAUUUGCUGCAAUGGUCCAAAGACACUUACAGCCCCGACGAACACUUUUGGGUGACACUCAAUCGGAUACCAGGUGUCCCUGGUGCCAUGCCAGGUGCAGCAUGGGAAGGUGACUUGAGAGCUGUUAAGUGGAAGGAAACAGAAAAGUCUCAUGGAGGAUGCCACGGUCAUUAUGUCAGAAGCAUAUGUAUCUAUGGAACUGGUGACUUGCCAUGGCUGCUGAUGUCCAAAAGCCUGUUUGCUAACAAAUUUGAACUCAAAACGUAUCCACCUACUGUGGAAUGCCUGGAGUUGAAACUUCGGGAAAGAGCCCUGAAUCAGAGUGAGAUACCAGUGGAACCAAGUUGGUACUUCUAAUAAAAAACCACAUAUUGAUGAAGAAGGACAAUAAUAGAAAGUCAACAUUUUAGAACAGCUGUUUGUGCCUUGAAAUCAAGAAUCUUUUGGAUGUUUAAUACGGGUAAUUUUUCUGAUAUAUGAAAAAUCUUCACAUUUUAACUGACCUAAGGAUUCUGAGCCAUCUCUGUAUUCAUUUAAUUUUCUUUAAAUUUUUAAACUGUGCUUCCCAUUUUGGAACAGGAUUCUCCUUUUCUUCCAACUGCUUAGAUUAGUGUUUAUUAACACCCUUAGAAAAAAAAGUUCUGAAUAAUGGAGUUAAAGAGCAAAUUCAGAUUACCUUACUAACUGAUGGUUCAAAUGGAUGGAUUAAGACUGCUUACAUUGAAGAUUCAGUGAUGGGAGUUUGUCUUCUAGUUCAGCUUGCUACCUGGACAAUCUGUGUUUACUUCUGCCUAUACUCUACUGUUAGUACUUGCUUCUGAAUAGGCCAAAUUCUUACCCAUGCUUCUCCCAUUAUCUGCUAAGCAAGUAGAAUGGCCUUCUAUAUUACUGAAGACCUAUCCUCUUUAACAAUAGCAAACCAGUCUGUGAACCAGGGUAGUGCAGAAGAUCUGGAAUACGGUACAAGAGUAUAUAUAAGAGAGUAAAUCAUUCACUGAAAAAAUAAAUUAAUAUUAGACCAAUUAUAUGUUUCUACUUUCAUCAUGUUUGGCUUGGUCACUUAAUUAUCCUAGAAAUGAUGUAAAGAAAAGAAGAGCUUCAAGGUGUUCAGAAAUAAUUUAAGAGGGUCCAACAUUUUUUGAUUUAGGAGACUAUCACUAUCUUCAAAGCAGAGGUACUACUUACAUUGUCUUUUAUGCCAUCUACUAAUGUGAAAGUCAUUUCCAUUACUCUUUAGGCAACUGUUCUGCAUACAGUUUAAAUAUCCAACCCAUCUAGUAUGGAGAAGUAAAGAAAGUGAUAGCAAUAUAUGCUAAAAGUUCUAGGGUGAAAAGAUAAAAAAUUAGAGAAAUAAUCAAAAGUCAACUUUCUCUGGAGAAACACAGAAAAGUUUCUUGUAUUUUGUCUAGGAUUUUACAAUUCUAGCAUGAAAUACUAUGAAAGGUAUUUAUGGUAAUCAGUGUCUUAAUAAAAUAUGCAUCUUUGCAGCAGACCUUUAAUCAUUAUAUAAGUUGAGUAUGACUAUUUUUACUAAAAAUGUUGCCUGUG